GACCCGAGCGCGCUGGAGACCGCCUGCGGACCGGGCUCCGAGGCGCAGGAGCGGCCCCGCCUCGCGCUGCAGUGGGCGCUGCUCCAGAGCGGCUGGCGCGCCCUGCGGCCCGGCGGCGUGCUCGUCUACUCCACCUGCACGCUCAACGACCGCGAGAACGAGGCGCAGUGCAGGAGGCUCCUGGAGGCCGAGCCCUCGGCCGAGCCGCUGGACCUGGCCCCCCUGCUCGGCCUGCCCCAGGAGGCGGGCGACGCGAGCGGCCAAGGCUUCGUCAGGAUCUGGCCGCACGCCUUCGACACCGAGGGCUUCUUCCUCGGCUGCUUCCGGAAGCUGUCAAGCCAGGGCGGGGGCGCCGAGCCUGCG
This is a messenger RNA of Prorocentrum cordatum, 363 nucleotides long. The record is from the annotation of a GenBank genome assembly. NCBI's taxonomy places the organism in Eukaryota, Dinophyceae, Prorocentrales, Prorocentraceae.